UUUACAAACUGGUGUAAGUUUUCAAGACGUUUUUAGUGCUAAGAAGUUUAAUUUACGGGUGCAUAUGUUACGUCAUGACGUAGAAAAUACAUAAAUUCAUUUAAAGCAGUUUGUGUUGUGGUGUUUCAUGGCGCUUGAAAAUAUGUUUGCGUCUUCAAUACUUCAAAAUUGGAUUUUAUGAUUAGCAUCAAUUUGAUUAGUGCUUUUUUUUGGUUAGAAUUAUUAUUCGUAUUUAAAAUAGUGCGAUUAUGUUUUACUACUCCAAUGUUAUGCCUUAUUAUGGUUACGUUCACCAUCCUGUACGUCAGAAGCCCUCCAAAAAAACAAGAGUGCACUUACACCCGGGUUAUACUCACAAGAAAAAACGUUUCUCCCUCGCAUAUUACUUGAAAUAUGUACUGUGGAAGAAAAUUCGUCGCUUUUGGAAAAAACGUCGGAACAGAAGCAAAAAGAAGAAAACUAGAAAGCCACCAUCUGCUGUAACUGCCCUCAGCAAUCGCGGAAGUGACGAAAAAAUCGAUAUGAGAGACUUCUGGGGAUCCAAGUAUGGAUCUCAAUGGCUGUUCGCCAAGCAAAAUCAGCUCCAGCAAGUCAAUCAUAAUCAUUUGGUGGAACUCGUCGAUGCUUUCAAAACCAUGGAUCUAAAGUAUGCCAAAAAGAAUAUUCCACCUGGUAACCAAAUUCAAUCUGAUCCUAAUAUGGUGCCCACUCGAUUCCAAAAGUCGAAAAGCAAUUGCUGUCCUGAACAUAGCUGUCCUUGCUCUAGGAAGCAAAAACGUAGAACACGUAAGGAUGGUUUAGAAACUGAAGGAAGCGAAUGGUCAUUGUCUACUUUGCAAGUUCAGCAGAAGCCAUAUUCUAAGUGGCCACCUCAUCCUCCGCCUGGUGCAAGGCACUAUUGUGGUAAAGACGAACUGCUGGCCACAGUCCCGUCUCGUCAACACGCGUAUGUGUACAAUUGGUUGUACGUCGACCAAAUUCAGAGUCGUUGCAAUCUUCCUUUAUCCCGGGAAUAUUUGGAUCAAGUUAAAUCUCGGUUGUCUCGAUCUCCUCGAUCUAAGAGGAAAAGCAGGAGACAAGAUACUUUCAGCCAAACUUCAUCGAGUUGUAGUGAAUGUUCCAGUACGAUAGGUCGUCGUCAAAAAGCAAAGAUUCUGAAAAAGCAGAUUAGGGCUCGAGAAAAGGCUUCAAUUCUAUGGCUACUUUCGAAGGCAUUUGAAGGAGAAAUUCCAUCAGAUUUGAUAGAACCAUUCUAUAGAGAUCAAGAUAACACUCGCCGAUUAAAACCAAAGAUUGUACAUUCACUGGCAAAUGCUGAACUUUAUUGCCUAGCCUUAGUUAAUAUCUAUGCAGAUCCCAACUAUCACAAUCUCGAUCAUCAAGGAAUCGUUCAAGUUUUAACUAGGAAAGGUGUUACUCUAGUCGAGUCACGGGAAGCACCUUUGACAGAAACAAUGCUUGUUCAGACGGCUCCUAUCAGACUGAAUGCUCACAUGGCGGUCAUUGAUGGUAUUAUGUCACUAUACAUCAAAGAAGUUCUUAUACCUGAAAAAAUAGUUGAAGUUGUAAAGAAAUUUUCCCAUGUUGAUGCUAGUAGCGAAAUACCAUCAAGUUCUGAAGAAGCAGCUGUUUUAUGGAUCAAUAAAUGUUGCAGAUCUUUAGAACAAGAAAUUAGGUCUGAAUGCAGCCCAGAAGAACAAUGUAGGUUACCCAAAAUUCCAGUUUUACAAGAUAUUUUAGAUGUAAGCGAUGGCUGUUGCCUAGCAGCUGUUAUAUGUUACUACUGCCCUAAUUUCUUCAGGUGGCAAGAUAUUUGUUGGAAUGAUCCCAUGAGCCUUGGAGAUAGUAUUUAUAACUUGCAGCUUGUGCGAAGGUUUUGUUCAGAAUGUUUACCUAGAGAAAUCAAUUUCUUGUCUUUAGAAGAUCUUUUAUACCUCCACAAAAAUCCCUCUCUAAAAGAAAAUGUUUUAGUGUUUAUUUCUGAUUUGUUAUAUAUGUUCGUCAUUUUUAGAGCAUCAUGUGUUACGCAGAAGAGAAAGAACGCUCGAGAAUCUAGUCAUAUACCAUUAGAAAAUUCAAAAUCACUAGGCAGCUUCCAAAGUCACAAAAAUCAGAAUACCUGUAAUCCUAUACCUAAUCUGAGAUCUGAUUCUUAUGGUGGGUCAACAUCAAGUUUACCUGACAUAAGACCAGGAAGUCGCACAAAAACGUAUGGUAGCAAAGAAAGAUUAUGUGAGAAAGUUUUAAAGAAAUCUAAUAUACCUACAGAAGAAAUGGGGCCAAACCAGUUACAAAGAACAAAUUCUGUAGGCAUGGUUAAUGGUUGGAAAACAACCAAUUUACCACAUGUAAAUUCAACGGAAUCAGUUUCUAAUAAUUUAAGGCAUAUCAAUCCUGAAUUAACAAGGCUUCCAGCUGAAGGAGAGAGUGCAAGCAGUCAUGCAUCUCAACCCUCAAUUGGUAGCAUCGAUGAGGGCAAUAUACCAAAAAAUGCAACCCAUUUACCUAGAACUGAUUUUUAUAAGCAAAAUUCACCACCCAGGGAAAAUUUGGGCUAUGGCUUUCGAAAAAGUAGUGAAACGGGAUUGCACUGUUAUCGCAGUGAUGGAGCCAACUUAAACGGAGUGCAAGAACCUAAAAAAGGACGUAAAAGUUUAGAAGAUUAUUACAACCAACUUGCCGGAGUUGAUGGUCCCUUGAGGUCUAUCUCAGCAACAAAUAUUACUGAUAAUAGUAGGUGGAGAAAUCUAACUAGUGAUAAGAGCACUUCAAAUCAGCAUGUUGAUGGUAGUGUUCCAGAAUCAGCUAGUUCGCAAAGUUCAGGCAUUUGCUUGAGUGACUUCGAUGCUAAGAACAAUUUUUCCACAACAAGUUUUGCACAGCUAUCGAAAUUAAAAGAUAACAUUGGUAACUCAAUUAACAUUGUGUACAUGCAACAUGAAAAAGAAGCAUCGGAGAGCAGUGGUGUUAAAAGUAAAAGUAGUAGAACUGACACUGAAGGUAAAAGGACUACAUUUGCUGCUUUGCCAAAUACCACUACCUGGCAGCAGCAAUAUGCUGCACACUCUCAUUUUCCACCUACUGAUUCCGGACACGAAACACCAACUGAACCUGGUGAUAACAUGUUAAAUGCUCAGCUGUGUGACAUUAAAAUGAAAUUGGAGGAAAAGAAGCGAAAAAUCGAGCUAAAGAAGAAACGAAUGGAAAUGUUGUGGAAAAAACAGAGGCAAAAACUCGGAAAGGCAGCAUUUUUACAAGCUGUAAGUAAAACACCUACCUCUGAAGCUGGGACACCUGAUAGUGGCACAGGCAAAGAGGUAACUGAACCAGAUUGCCUUGCUAGGGAGAUUUCAAUUCCAGAAACCAAAGCACCAACUCUUAUUAAGCGUAUGUCUGUGCAAGAAAUUGCUGAUGAUUUGGAUAAUGUGCAGAAAAAGUGGCUGAAUCACAAUGACAUAUCUGAACAAAUUUCUCUUCCUGAUUACACUUUAGAUUCUGCUGAUUAUAAUGCAGAUAGCAUUUGUGACAGCGUCAAUGUAGAUCUGCAAACCUCAAUUGAACAUCUAACUACUAGUCUCACGGAUCUCCAAGCAGACAUUUCUAGAAUAUCUUUGCAACAAGAACAAGUUGAGAAUCUGAUGAAAGACAGCAUUGAUGAGGGUUCUCAUUUCUUCUUGCACAGUCCUUCAAAUGAUAGUAGCUUUGAAUCAUUGCCUCCUGCAAUGAGCAAUCAUUGGAGGUUUAACAAUGAGCCACAAUCUCGUAAGCCAAUAACUCCUGUAGAUGCUGCCAAGUUCCUACCUCCACCUCACCACCAUGACGGACAUUCCCUGUUGCGAAGGGUGGCACCAGAGUAUGAAUCUCAUAACUUUAAAUCUUUACCCCCUUCUUCCGUUCUACCCAAAGCUCCCGAGGAGUUGUAUUCCAAAGUCAUAAGACCUGAAAACCGGCAGAGGCACCCUCCUAUGAGUAUUCAGAACCAAGUAAAUGAACGUGUGCCAUCUUCUGAAAAUAUAGGUUUAAUAUCUAGGGAGGAUUAUAAAAAACCUUCUUCAAAACCUAAGACUACUGAAAUACAUGUUAUGCUACCACAAGUGCCAGAUUCUAAAUCUUCUGAUAUCAAUUCAGAGAAGAAGGUCAAAGACAAGAAGCAAGGUUUUUAUAUACCCAUUGAAAGUGAGACAAAGAAAACAAAGCCUAAAUCCCUGAAGAACUUAAAAGCUGCUAAUAAUAUGAAUGUUAAUACUGUGCCAAAAUCUACAUCACAAAAAAAUGUGCCAACGCAAGGGAGUGCCGACACUAGUACUUUAGGCUUCGUUAUAGGUGCAGAUUUGGUACAUCCAGAUCCAGAAACUGAAACAGAAAUGGCUCGAAAGAAGGAAUUGAUAAUGAACCUUUCUAUUCAGAGAAAAGCUGAAUAUGAACGAAAGAGGGCUGAAAAGGAGAAAGAAUAUGCAAGAAUGAAAGACGAAGAGCGGCGCAAACAAGAGUAUCACGAGAGAAAGAGGGAUGAAGAAAAGAGGCGAAGAGAAGCAAUCCUGGAACAAUACAGGCAAAGAAAAUUGAGAGAAGAACUUGAAAAAGAAGGCAAUUCUCUUUCAAAAGAUGUUGGGAAGUUUGCAAAACCCAGAACAAGGAGAGAAGUUAAGCAAAGACCUAAAUCUGCAUAUGUUCCAAUGAAUAGUGAUUUGGCUGCUUUACUCUCUGGGGAUAAUACUGCAAAUAAAAGAAUUUCUCAGAUAUUCCCUGGUCGAGACAUGCAUGACUUUGACUUGGAUUCCUUAAACAGUGGGAGUACAGACAGAUCUAGAAGCCCAAAUGCUGGAUUUUUACAAAACAGGAAUCCAAAUCUGCAAGUACCGGAGGGCAGUGGACCAUCCAGUGAUGGAGCGUCAGAUACUGCAUCUAAUGGUUCUUCAGCAGCUGCAGGAGAUUAUACUGGGCCCAAGCUGUUUGUGAAGCCGACUGCUAAGUCCAACAGGGGAAUAAUCAUGAACGCUAUUAACACUGUAUUAGCAGGAGCUGUGAAUUCUGAUACUAAGAAAAAAGUGCUGGAGGAAAUAAACCGUUCAGAAAGCAAGCAUUUCCUGAUUCUUUUCCGUGAUGCUGGUUGCCAAUUUAGAGCUCUUUAUACGUAUAAUCCUGAGAGAGAAGAAGUCACCAAAUUGUAUGGAAUUGGGCCAAAGAAUAUUAUAGAUAAAAUGAUGGACAGGUUCUAUAAAUACAAUUCUGGUGGGAAAUGCUUUAGUGAGAUACAAACAAAGCAUUUAACUGUAACCAUAGAUGCCUUUACAAUACCCAACAGUCUUUGGGCUGGCAAAAAAGUUGUACCUCCUAAAAAAGAGUUCUUCUAAUUUAACUUUGAAUGAACAUAUUAUGCCUUAGUCUGAUGUGUGCCAACAAUACUAUUAUUCGAGUCAAUAUUAACCACUAGGGCUUCUUCGUACUUCGAGAUCACAGCUUAAAACAAGCUUGCAUUUUUAACUUAAAAUGUACUUGCUGAAUACUGAUAUAUAUUUAUGAGUGCUGUAAAUUGUACAGAAAAUGAACUUUUAUACAGAAUUUUCCUUUUUCUAUGUACUUUUGCGUUUUUAAGUAAAAGAAGUAUGUUUUGUAAAUCCUAUUCUGUCAAGUGUUUUUUUGUUGUGUGAAUGAUUGAGUGUUGCUAAAAAAAAUUGAAGAAAUAGAUUGACUUAAUUGGUGCUUUGAAUAUUUGGCUUUGCCAUUUGUGUGUUUAAAUGGAUUUUACCCUAUUGUGAUAAUUUUAUUAGGAAAAAGAAAAGCGUGUAUUUUAGUAUUAAUUGGAGUUUUUUUUUUAUUUACUACUUUCAAACACAUGUAGCUAGAAGAUUUAAAACAGAAAAAUGCAUAAAAGCUAUUAUGUUGAUAAAAAAGUGAUCUUAUAAUAAAAUUCUUGUUUAAUAUAACUAUCCCUUAAAUUUGACGUUUCUUUUUUUUUUUUAAAUCAUAUAAUUUAGUAUGAAUUAGUUUUUUAAUAACUAUUUUCAAACAAAUGUUAGUGGAUUACGAAUAUUGUUAAAAAAGCUAUUAUGUUGAUAUAAAAAAGUGAUCUUAUCAUGAAAUUCCUGUUGAAUAUAUCUCUUAGAUUUGAGGUUUCUUUUUUUAAAAAAAAAGAAAAUUUAAUUUGGUAUUAAUAAGUUUUUUUUUAUUUACUAUUUUCAAACAAAUGAUAGAGGAUAACAGAUUUUAAAGAAAGCUAUUGUGUCGAUAAAAAAUGUGAUCUUAUAUUAAAAUUCUUGUUUAAUAUAACUGUCUCUUAAAUUUGAGGUUUCCUUUUUUAAAAAAAGAAAAUAUAAUUUAGCAUUAAUUAGUUAUUUUUAUUUAUUUUCAAACAAAUGUUAGAAGAUUAUGAAUAUUUAAAAAAAGCUAUUAUGUUGAUUAAAAAAAAGUUAUCAUAUAAUGAAAUUCCUGUUGAAUAUAUCCAUUUCUUAAAUUUGAGGUUUCUUUUUUUUUUUUAAAGAAUCAUGUAAUUUAGUAUUAAUUAGUAGUUUUUUUUGUUUACUAUUUUCAAACAAAUGUUAAAGGAUUACGAAUAUUAAAAAAAGUUGAUAAAAAAGUGAUCUUAUUAUGAAAUUCCUGUUAAAAAUAAACCCAUCUCUUAAAUUUGAGGUUUCUUUUAUCUGAAUGUUUUAUUAGUCAACCAUUAUGGCAAAUGUUGAAUGAAAAAAUUCUAUCUUUAGAAAUGUUUAGUCAUUUAUGUAUCUGAAAAUGUUUAAAGCUUGUCUGAAAUGUGUUAUUGAAAGUAUGUGUGGACUGAAAUAGUAGUUAAAGAAGAGUUACAGCAAACUGAAUGUUUACCAUUUGAUUUUACCACUGUAUAAAAAUUUUUUCUCAAUAUACAACAAGGGACAUAACUGGGAUAAAUUAGGUAUAAAAAUAUUGUCCUGCAGGAAAAAUAAUAGACGGGAAAGAUAUAUUCAAGCAUCACAAGCACUCAGUCGAGGAAAAACUAUGUUAAUUAUUUCAGUACCUUUAGAUUGUAAUCUUACCUGUAUUAUUUAAAUUUUAUUUUUUCCCUCUACAUUUGUUCUAAGUUUUUCUUUAUAGCUUUUUAUAAACCUUUUUUAAUACCUUUUUAAAUAUCUCAGUUAAUAUUUUUUUUAAAUUAAAAAUUUUGCUUAUAAUUUCAUUAUUUAGUUUGCAUACUAGUUAGAAAAAUAAAUGAAAAAAUAAAUACCACAACAAGAGAUGAAAUAGGGAUAAUAACGUGGGAUGAAACUGGUUUUCUGCGAGAAAGCAUUAUUUAUUACAGUACCUUUGGCUUGAAAUUUUAACUGUAUUCAGUUAUCAUAAUAUAUUUUAACUGUAUUCAGUA
Molecule: messenger RNA, 7336 nt
Organism: Parasteatoda tepidariorum (common house spider)
Lineage: Eukaryota; Metazoa; Arthropoda; Arachnida; Araneae; Theridiidae
Source: RefSeq, a predicted model, not a curated record